Messenger RNA from Apiotrichum porosum, 3753 nucleotides. RefSeq lists its product as uncharacterized. Bases 1 to 3753 code for a protein of 1250 amino acids. The transcript has 6 exons. Lineage: Eukaryota; Fungi; Basidiomycota; Tremellomycetes; Trichosporonales; Trichosporonaceae. The record is from RefSeq and is a predicted model, not a curated record.
AUGACACCCAGCGCGGUGUGCCGGAUCUUUCAAGAGCCAGGUCACGAGCACCUCGUCGCCGACCGCAUUCUCGCUCUUCUCGAUUGGCGUUCAAUUCUGUCCAUCGGACAAACGUGCACCUACCUCAACAAACUCGUCACAACCCGCUCCAGUCUCCAGUUACCUCUACGUAUUGCCUACUAUGGCUUCCCGCCAUCGUAUGCCGACUUUGACCAUCCGAUCUCUGGACCAACCAGUUCGGCAGCCGCGCGACUGGACCGCCUGAUCGACAUUCAGAAGGGCUACAUGCGUCUCAAGCCAAAGCGCAUACAAUUCCUCCAGUUAUCGCCUCCCUUGACGACAUGGGUCGCGACUUGUGGCCUGGUCGUGGCUGGUAUCAACGAAAAGGGUCCCGAGCCAGGUUCAAGUGAGAACAAGACCUGUGCCAUGCUUGCCAGCGGCUGGCAGGUCUACGACACUUUCCAGCUCCGUGACACUGGCAAUAAGCCGCAACCGGCAUUCACUGUCUUGUGCGAUACACCCUUCCAACUCUUCGAUGCUUGCCGUGAGGACAACCUGGUAGCAACGUCCAAGGUAGACCGCCUUGAUAACGACCUGUUCCGCGUUACAAUCCGCUUCUUCCUUUUGGAGCCGCGCAUUGGCACAUGGGAGGAGAGCGUGGAUGCCAUCCCCCACCCUCUGGCCAACAGGGAUACCAUUACGUUCUACGAAGUGUGCCGUGAGAGCCAGUUUGAUGAAAGCAUACGAGAGCUCUAUUGGGAUCGGAUGUGCCCACUUCAAAUUGGUCCGGACGGCUCCCUUACUGCCUUUCUAGGCGACCUUCACAGCACCCGGCUGUUUAACUGGAGGACCGGAGAAGAGUUAGCAUGCUUCUACCCACGGACGGACGGAUUCAGCUCCCUCCGAAGCGUACCUCUUGGUGAUGAUUCGCUCUUGGUCACGGGGUACGACGGAGGUGUUCACCACAAUACGGUAGGCACUUGCGAUGACCACCGCAAUGUCUCCCUGGGUAUCGUCACAGGCGACACGAGUGAUCACAGUGACCCCGAUCCUUGGUUCUACUUGUCGACUGGCUCUGUUGCUGGUCGCCUUCGCUUGCCGGACUGGUACUCGUAUGGUUUAUCCGACGACCGCUCCCUCGGCAUCGACUAUCAUAACCACCUGCUGGCUAUCAACUCAUGCGUCACCCACUACAAGCCGAACGGCGAACCACGUUGUCUUGUCAACACCUCGACCGUGCUAAAGAUUGCAGACAUCAAGAAAUCUGCCCAGGCGCAGCGCAAAGCCAACCUCUCCCACCUUAUCUUCCCCCUUCGCCAGAUGAAGACCGAGGUCGACUUCUCCGUCGCUGCGGGUGUUGUAACUACCAUCAUUAGCGGGUACCGAGCGUUGGCAGUUGUGAAAAAGCAAUCCCAAGAUCAGCAUUAUCGAUACAAGAUCCAUCUGACACACUAUUCAUUCAAGGCCGGCGACGACCCCGUCCAUACCGCCCCCCUCGGAGGCCUUCCUCCUCAGAACCCACCCGUUCCACCCCUUACCAGCACCCCCCAGCAAGUCGAAGCUGGCAUUUCCGAGCCGUGGGACGCGACUCGAACCCCGGGCGAGUGGGGGAGCGAAAUGUUGCCUGAGCUGCUGGUCCAUGAACCUGGCUGGCUCCGUACCUCUGCCGCUCUCACACACGAAGUCCUUGGCGGGACCCGAUACGAUCGAUACGUCCAAGGCGACGCAAGCAACGUCUAUGUCUCCUUUGCAAGUGGUUUAGAGUGUCGUGACUGGGUCAGGCCGACGGAAGCAAGUUUCCGCCUCGGUGGCAAAACACCGUCAUCUACUGCCCAACGGAUCGUCCUCUUCUUUCGUCACGCUUCCAUCCACUCUUCACGCUUCACACACCUUCCACACAUCCACCUCAUUGACAUGGAGCCCUCAGCGGCCACCAGAGUCUUUCAGCGUCGUGGCCACGAGUGGCUUGUCGAGUGCAUGCUCGGGUACCUCGACUGGCGUUCGAUUCUGCGUGCCGGAAUGGCCUGCACAAACCUCAACGACAUUGUGACUGGUAGCUCCCAUCUUCAGCUGCGCCUGCGUGCCGCCUUUUAUGGAUUCCCCUCCAGCUACGCCGACUUUGACCACCCGCUGUACGAUCCAUUCCCAUCAACCUCGGAGCGGAUGGAGCGACUCUUAGAGGUCCAAAACAACUGGGCCAACCUAAAGCCCAAACAGAUCCACGUCUUCCGGUACAAGACUUCAUCCACUCACUAUAGGGUCACAUGUGGCCUUAUCAUCGCCCCCAAGGCCUCUCACUCAUGGGGUGGCACCGGUCCCACGUCAAGUUGGAAUUCGUGGUGGAUUUGGGACGCGUACAACCUGCGCGACACGCCCUACUCUGCCGACACGUACAACCUGCGCAACGCCAACCCCACAAGCCCACAACCCAUCGCGGUGGCAAUGGUUGAUGAUUUCGAGGCCAUGGACGCGUCCCGAGAGGACAACCUGGUCGUCGUCUCCCACACAAAGCUCGUCAACGACGAUUUCCACGUCACGCUGUCGUUCUUCCUGUUGGAACCUCCGCCUGAGUGGGAUCCGCUGAGACUGUUGGACCCAAAUGACCCGAUGGGCGCGCACUACCGAGCUGUCCCUCACCCCGAUGCUGCGACGAUUACGUUUUCGGAGCGUUCGAGAGACCCCGGGUCCAACAAGCCGAAACGUAUGGUGUGUAGCGUCAAACUCGGUCCCCAUGGAGCCCUGAUGACUACGAUGAACCGUCACAACAGUACUAGGUUGUGGAACUGGCGAACUCGAAAACAAAAGCUGAACCAGUUCAUCUUCAAUCGCGACACCUUGGUAAUCGGAUACGGCCAUCUGCUGUGUGCCGUUCACGACAAGCCCAAAACGGAUGAGAGCGACCGCCACCCGCGCCAGAAUCUCGCCUUGGCCCUCCUCCGAAAAAGGUCGGCUACUUCCAAGAAGACCGAGGAACAGCCAUGGUCGGAAUGGAUCAGGUUUACCAGAGGAACAGUGUGGAGCCGAUUCUGGCUCCCACAUCUGUACGCAGCACGUUCUCCUGAACUAGCCACGGACCGGGACGGACGCCUGUUGGUGAUGACGACAGGUGUGAAGACCAGGUUCUCGGCGAAGAACAACCCGCGGUCUGUCACUACGGUCGUCCCCCUGCGUCAAGUUUAUAGCGCAUUCAAUAAUCAGCGUCCACAGCCUGGUGAAAACAUGGCCCAUCCCCAGGCGUCGCUCGAGAUUCUGCCGAAUGGAGUGGAUAUCACCACUGCUUCCAAACCCACGUCCACCGACCGCACCCAGUCCGCCGUUAGUGGAAUGCGCGUGGUUAAUGUCGAGUGGCAGAACAACAUCCCCACCCACCACCAGGGUCGUCAUUACAACCGCUUCAAUCUUUUCCUCACAAACUAUUCGCUCAAGGGCGGGAGGCACCGAGACUACGUGCACCUUGGACCCCUUGGUGGCCGCCUGCAUUCAAGUGCUCGCGAGGCCCCUCUCACACGGGAACAGCAGACGAUCCCCAUCACGGAACGGCACAUCUCAGGAGCCUGGGAUUGGGGGUGCGACCCUUUCACCCAGUCGCACCCGCUCCUCCACCAAUGCCAGGUCCACGACGCAGGAUAUCAACGCACGGCCGCCGCUCUCGCCGUCCUCCAGCAAGAUUUCAGGCUCGCAUCGGUCAAGGCUGACGCCGACCACCUAUACCUGUUCAGCAGCUCCCGGUCUCUCGUCAUUCUCUCCAUUUAA